Molecule: messenger RNA, 3559 nt
Organism: Marchantia polymorpha subsp. ruderalis
Lineage: Eukaryota; Viridiplantae; Streptophyta; Marchantiopsida; Marchantiales; Marchantiaceae
Source: the annotation of a GenBank genome assembly
GUGCGGGCACGAGCAGGAGGAGGAGGUGGAGGGAGGGAGGGAGGCCGAACGAGACGAGUACGAGUGACGAGCCGUGAGCGAGGCAGCGCAGAUUAGAGAGCCCGAGUCGAGCGAGUGGGCAACGCCGGGCGUUGGGCGGGCUCGAGGUGGUGCGGUGGUGCCCCGCUGCCGAGGUGGUGCAGACUCGCGGUCGGGAGGGCGGGCGGUCGUAAGGAUGGAGAAGGGCAAGGGUACUGAUCGAUGAGGAGGGAGAGAUGGUAGAGUCGGACGGGAGGAGAGAUGCGCAAGAGAGAUCGGUGUAGGUCUGAGAAGAUGAGGAACCGUUAGAGAGGAUAGGCGAGAGUGGACGCGCGAGAGGCUAGUGAGGCGAGGAGAGCGAUUGAGAUGGGAAUUGAGUGAAAAACAAUCAAAAAUAGAGUGAAGCAUGAGGACGGAGGGAGCGUAUGCUGGUGCGUUCUAGGUUGGAGGUAUCCCGGGUAUUCGGGAUCGGGCUCCCAGACGAAGAGGAAGACGAGGCUCGUUCUUUCGGAGGCUCGUGGUGUGUGAUGAGUUUCAGUGCUUGUGUCAAAGAAGAGGAGGGAAAGUGACCGGGGUCGUGGCUCAAACCCUAAUUUCCUGGCUGAGAAGGAGGAGACGUUCUCUACGAGCACUUUGAUGGAGAACCAAGUUGCAGAUGCAUUGCUCCACCACGUCUCCUUCAAGAAGAUUCUGAGUCUCAGCUUGCUUUCUCAGAUCUAGGUUUCUUCUGCCUACUUUCAACUUUUCAUCCUUCCUUAGGACCCAAGUUUCCCACGCGGUUUCGAAAUUCGAAUCACCUUGCUAAAAAGUUAGGUUGUUAGUACAGGAAGUCGUCGAAGAUGGUGUAUUCGCGAGGUGCACAACAGCAUUAUCAACCGAGGCCUUUGGGAGGAGGUGGCUCUCAUGGAAGGGGCCAAUCUGGAGGCUCAUACCAACCAUACCAGCCUCACACUCAACGGGCGAUACAUCAAAACAAUCACCAACAGCAACUGCAGCAGCAGCAGCAACAGCAGCAGCAACAGCAGCAACAGCAGCAGCAGCAGCAACAAAACCAGCAGCAAUCUCAGUUAUCUGGUCAGCAUCUGGCCUUGUCACAAGCGCAGGCCAAUGUCUCUACUUCAGCGGCCCCGUCGGCAGAUGGAGGCCAGGGUGGACAUUUGGCACAAGGCAACUCGAGCUUACAAGAUUGGAAAGCUCAGCUUAAGCUUCCACCGACGGAUUCUCGCUACAGGACUGAAGAUGUGACUGCCACCAAAGGAAACGAGUUCGAGGAUUACUUUCUGAAGCGAGAGCUGCUCAUGGGAAUCUACGAGAAAGGCUUCGAACGGCCUUCGCCCAUCCAGGAAGAAAGCAUUCCAAUCGCAUUGACCGGAAGCGAUAUUUUGGCCAGGGCCAAGAAUGGAACUGGCAAGACGGCUGCCUUUUGCAUUCCUGCCAUCGAAAAGAUUGACCAAAACAAGAAUGCUAUCCAAGUUCUGAUACUGGUCCCCACCAGAGAACUUGCUCUUCAGACCUCGCAAGUGUGCAAAGAGCUGGCUAAGCACUUGCACAUACAGGUUAUGGUAACUACGGGUGGUACGAGUUUGAAGGAUGAUAUCAUGCGGCUCUACCAACCCGUGCAUUUACUGGUCGGUACACCCGGAAGGGUGCUCGACCUGGCCAGGAAAGGUGUUUGCAACUUGGGAGAAUGCACCAUGUUAGUCAUGGAUGAGGCGGACAAGCUGCUCUCCCCAGAGUUUCAGCCUCUAGUCGAGCAGUUGAUCGCGUUCCUCCCCGACAACCGCCAGACUCUACUCUAUUCAGCGACUUUUCCAGUUACCGUGAAGUCUUUCAAGGACAGGUUCCUGAGGAAACCCUAUGUCAUCAACCUCAUGGAUGAGUUGACAUUGAAGGGAAUUACACAGUUUUAUGCGUUUGUGGAGGAAAGGCAGAAGGUUCACUGUCUGAGCACUCUAUUUUCGAAGCUACAAAUCAACCAGUCCAUCAUUUUCUGCAAUUCUGUUAACCGGGUUGAGCUUCUAGCAAAGAAAAUUACUGAGCUGGGAUAUUCAUGUUUCUAUGUCCAUGCGAAGAUGCUCCAGUCUCACCGAAAUAGAGUGUUCCACGAUUUCAGAAAUGGAGCAUGCAGGAACUUGGUCUCAUCAGAUCUUUUUACUAGGGGAAUCGACAUUCAGGCCGUGAAUGUGGUGAUCAACUUUGACUUUCCCAAAAACUCAGAAACGUAUCUGCACAGGGUGGGGCGUUCUGGCAGGUUCGGUCACCUUGGUCUAGCUGUAAAUCUGAUUACAUAUGAGGACCGUUUCAAUUUGUACAGGAUUGAGCAGGAGCUGGGUACAGAAAUCAAGCCUAUACCUCCUCAGGUAGAUCAAACCAUAUACUGUCGGUGACGUGCAGUCGCGCGAACAGUUGUCUGCGAGAAGCUUGCGAGCGGCCGGAAGGGACUUGAAUCUUGCAAGGAGUUGAUGGCUCACCUCCCAGGUACAGAUAGUGGUGACGUAAAGUAUGGCAGAUAUCAGAUGCGUGAGGAAGCUGUAGCAGGCCUGUCACAACCCCUUUUGAAUUUCUUUUUUAGUCUUACCCAGAGAAUGCCGUUUCUACGGAAGCUUCCUGCCGGUGCCAAGUAAGUGGUUACACCUCGUCGUGGAAAUGGCUGUAGCUGAGCACCAACCAUCGAGAUUCAGGCCCUGUCCUUGUUUUAGAGUUUCUCCAGUCAGUAGAGGAAGGUUUUCGGCACGGACCCGUGGGGUGCCGUUGGCGACCAAUGUCGCACGUGGGAUGUAAGCUGGUGGAGUGGUCACACGGUUCAAAUAAGUUGUGUGGUUGAUUUACAUUUUGUGGCGUUUGAGUCAUUGGCAAGGUUCCAUUUUUGGAGGACUUCUGAAACUGAAAUGGUGGAUGAGUCGAGAUGAAGUUCUAUGAUACAAAUCAAAACACUUAGAUUGAUUAGGAAAGGGUUUACAGUAAGAAAGGGAGAUAUCUUUGAACAAGAGCCACAGUAACAGAUAGUAGGAGCUUGAACCUGGUCGUAUCAGAGUGUGGCCAGCUUGUUCGCAAAUGACUUCUUGUUUUCCUUCUUCCGAACCCCUCAAAAACUGUUCGAUUCACCAUUCAAUUGCCGGUGUGCUAUCCGUUCACGCACACUCAUUGUGGCGGGUGGAGUAGGUGGCAGUUUCGUUCCAGGACUUGUCAUCAGAUUGGCUGCUGGGGCAGUACACGGUUGAUUAAAUUCAGACAGUGCAUGCCUAAAACCUGCUGAAGCGCUCUUUGUCAAAAUGUGGGUUUUGCUCUCUCAGGAGAUGUGAAGGCUAAAGAAGUUGAGUGAAUAUUUCAAGUAAUGUGCACAUAUUUGGCCUGACCAGUGAUCUCAAGUGUCUAUGUGAAACUCCUUAGCUAGCCUCUUGAGCAGAGGAGCUUUGCAGAAGCAAGGACAAUGGCACUUCGUGCUUGGCCUUUGGCGUCUGUCCAGAUGUGAACUCUUCAGAUUGUUUAGGGCAGGAAUCACUUGCACUUUGCCUAAGUUAUUAUCUUCCAGUAUUGUCCG